Piliocolobus tephrosceles (Ugandan red Colobus) is the source of this 2616-nucleotide messenger RNA. It is a transcript of the gene FBLN1, whose product is annotated as fibulin 1. NCBI's taxonomy places the organism in Eukaryota, Metazoa, Chordata, Mammalia, Primates, Cercopithecidae. The transcript has 15 exons. Gene Ontology annotation, cellular component: extracellular region. Gene Ontology annotation, biological process: extracellular matrix organization. The coding region runs from base 98 to 1903 and encodes 601 amino acids. The record is from RefSeq and is a predicted model, not a curated record. Gene Ontology annotation, molecular function: peptidase activator activity; calcium ion binding.
UGCCGAGGCUCGGCCGGAGCGUGGAGCCCGCGCCGCUGCCCCAGGACCGCGCCCGCGCCUUUGUCCGCCACCGCCCGCCACCCGCCGCCCGCCGCCCAUGGAGCGCGCCGCGCCGUCGCGCCGGGUCCCGCUUCCGCUGCUGCUGCUCAGCGGCCUCGCGCUGCUGGCGGCCGGAGUGGAUGCGGAUGUCCUCCUGGAGGCCUGCUGUGCAGAUGGACACCGAAUGGCCACUCAUCAGAAGGACUGCUCGCUGCCAUAUGCCACGGAAUCCAAAGAAUGCAGGAUGGUGCAGGAGCAGUGCUGCCACAGCCAGCUGGAGGAGCUGCACUGUGCCACAGGCAUCAGCCUGGCCAACGGGCAGGACCACUGUGCCGCGCCCCAUGGUGACAACGCCAGCCUGGAGGCCACGUUUGUGAAGAGGUGCUGCCAUUGCUGUCUGCUGGGGAGGGCAGCCCAGGCCCAGGGCCAGAGCUGCGAGUACAGCCUCAUGGUCGGCUACCAGUGUGGACAGGUCUUCCGGGCAUGCUGUGUCAAGAGCCAGGAGACCGGAGACUUGGAUGUCAGGGGCCUCCAAGAAACAGAUAAGAUCACUGAGGUCGAGGAGGAACAAGAGGACCCAUACCUGAAUGACCGCUGCCGAGGAGGCGGGCCCUGCAAGCAGCAGUGCCGAGACACGGGUGAUGAGGUGGUCUGCUCCUGCUUCGUGGGCUACCAGCUGCUCUCUGAUGGUGUCUCCUGUGAAGAUGUCAAUGAAUGCAUCACGGGCAGCCACAGCUGCCGGCUCGGAGAAUCCUGCGUCAACACAGUGGGCUCUUUUCGCUGCCAGCGGGACAGCAGCUGCGGGACUGGCUAUGAGCUCACAGAGGACAAUAGCUGCAAAGAUAUUGACGAAUGUGAGACUGGUAUUCAUAACUGCCUCCCCGAUUUUAUCUGUCAGAAUACUCUGGGAUCCUUCCGCUGCCGACCCAAGCUACAGUGCAAGAGUGGCUUUAUACAAGAUGCUCUAGGCAACUGUAUUGAUAUCAAUGAGUGUUUGAGUAUCAGUGCCCCGUGCCCUACCGGGCAUACAUGCAUCAAUACGGAGGGCUCCUACACGUGCCAGAAGAACGUGCCCAACUGUGGCCGUGGCUACCAUCUCAACGAGGAGGGAACUCGCUGUGUUGACGUGGACGAGUGCGCACCACCUGCCGAGCCCUGUGGGAAGGGGCACCGCUGUGUGAACUCUCCCGGAAGUUUCCGCUGCGAGUGCAAGACGGGUUACUAUUUCGACGGCAUCAGCAGGAUGUGUGUGGAUGUCAACGAGUGCCAGCGCUACCCCGGGCGCCUGUGUGGCCACAAGUGCGAGAACACGCUGGGCUCCUACCUCUGCAGCUGUUCCGUGGGCUUCCGGCUCUCUGUGGACGGCAGGUCGUGUGAAGACAUCAAUGAAUGCAGCAGCAGCCCCUGUAGCCAGGAGUGUGCCAACGUCUACGGCUCCUACCAGUGUUACUGCCGGCGGGGCUACCAGCUCAGUGAUGUGGACGGAGUCACCUGUGAAGACAUCGACGAGUGUGCCCUGCCCACGGGGGGCCACAUCUGCUCCUACCGCUGCAUCAACAUCCCUGGAAGCUUCCAGUGCAGCUGCCCCUCGUCUGGCUACAGGCUGGCCCCCAACGGCCGCAACUGCCAAGACAUUGAUGAGUGUGUGACUGGCAUCCACAACUGCUCCAUCAAUGAGACCUGCUUCAACAUCCAGGGCGGCUUCCGCUGCCUGGCCUUCGAGUGCCCUGAGAACUACCGCCGCUCCGCAGCCACGCAGAAAUCCAAGCGAGGAAGGCAGAACACCCCAGCGGGGUUAAGUAAAGAGGACCGCAGGGUUCUUCCAUGGAAGCAGGGAUUGGGGGAUGCCCACCUUGAUGCCUAGUGAGGAAGAUGGACCUAGACAGACAGAUGGCCCCACACCUCGCGCUGAGGCAGCUGUGAUUGUGCCAUGGGAGCACGAGCCCUUUUCCCCGUGGCCCUCGCCAUUUUGUCUCCCGGCCGUCUCUCUGAUCAUGCCUGGUCUGCACCAGCCUCGAGUCUCCCAUAUUCUAGUACAUUCUCCAAGAUGCAGUCCAAGAGCCUCUCCGAAAGACUAGUCUGGUUACGAUGGUCUGAUCUUCCUUAGAACCUUCCAUGGUUGUCUUUUCCUAGCAGAUGAAGCAUAGCCUCCUUGCAAUGGCAUUGGAGGCCUGGCCUGAUCUGGCCUCUGCCCACCCUUUGAGCUGCACCUGCCCCACUCCAGCUCAUCCAUGUGCUUGUGCCCUGGCCCCACGGAGGGGCUUGCACUUCCCUGAAUCUGUCUUCUUGUGGCUUUAGCAUGUGUCAUGCUGUCCCCCUGCAGACUGCCAUUCUCCUUGCAGACUUGGCUCAGAAGUGACCUCCUCAAUGCAGUUAGCCUGAGCUCCCCUGGCCCCGGGCUCCUCCAUCAGAGCAUUUACCCCAUUGUGUUGUGGCUGUUUCUUAGUCCCCUCUAGACGGGCUCUUUGAAGGCGGGGAUUGUGUCUGGUUAAUUUCUGUAUUCUCUGCAACUUUGCGGUGUUUGGCCUGAAGAAGGAGCUCAGUAAACAUCUGAAUAAACGUGGAUGGAUGGAUGGA